GGUAAAGGUAAGCAUUUCCCGGCCAACCCCACAUUGCCUUUCUCCAGCCUGCUCAGGGCGAAACACAAAACUCUCGCUCCCUCUCGCAGACGCGCCUAGGUCUAGCUAGGGUCUGGUCUCGCUGCCCCGCCGCGCGCGCAUUCACAAGCUUCUAGACGUUCCGAGGAGGAGGGGAGGUACCCGCCGCCGCAGCCAUGGCGUCGACUAAGGUCCAGCGUAUCAUGACCCAGCCCAUCAACCUCAUCUUCCGGUUCCUACAGAGCAAAGCGCGCAUCCAGAUCUGGCUCUUCGAGCAGAAGGACCUCCGGAUUGAGGGUCGCAUUAUCGUCUACUCCUCUGGUGGGUCAAGUUGGGUGCUUGACAGUGGAUGUAUAAAUCACAUGACCGGGGAGGAAGACAUGUUUCAUUCCUUGCAACUAACUCAAGAAGCACAAGAAAUUGUGUUUGGAGAUAGUGACAAAAGUAAGGGAUUCGAUGAGUACAUGAACUUGGUCCUCGAAGACGCUGAGGAAAUCAACGUCAAGAAAAACACUAGGAAAUCACUUGGCCGGAUACUCCUCAAAGGUGACAAUAUAACUUUGAUGAUGAACAGUGGCAAGUGAAGAUUCUUAUGGCAGGAACGAUGUUUGGUGCUCGCUUCGAUUAUCUGUGACACAAUGUACUCCAUCCAUCCGUCCAGACUUAAAUGAUGUAUCAUGUCAUUGUGGUUUAGUGAGAGUUGUAUAACUACCUGAGGAAACUCACGUGUUACUAUAUGCUAAGAUGCUGUGACGGUGAGCUAUUCAGUGCUCACUUGUGUUCCAAAGAUUAGCCCGACUUGUGUGUGCCAUGCUGACAUCUUUUCUGGUUUCAUACUCAGCUUUACGUAAA
This is a messenger RNA of Zea mays, 870 nucleotides long. RefSeq names its product small nuclear ribonucleoprotein E. The record is from RefSeq and is a predicted model, not a curated record. Gene Ontology annotation, molecular function: RNA binding. Gene Ontology annotation, cellular component: spliceosomal complex. The transcript has 7 exons. NCBI's taxonomy places the organism in Eukaryota, Viridiplantae, Streptophyta, Magnoliopsida, Poales, Poaceae. Gene Ontology annotation, biological process: mRNA splicing, via spliceosome. The coding region runs from base 195 to 602 and encodes 135 amino acids.